Messenger RNA from Homalodisca vitripennis (glassy-winged sharpshooter), 1283 nucleotides. RefSeq lists its product as uncharacterized. The record is from RefSeq and is a predicted model, not a curated record. The transcript is spliced from 8 exons. Lineage: Eukaryota; Metazoa; Arthropoda; Insecta; Hemiptera; Cicadellidae. The coding region runs from base 155 to 1228 and encodes 357 amino acids.
AAUUUAAAUUUAUUUAGUUCAAGGUACCAACAUUCCUUUGGCAGUUUAUUAAAAAGUGCAAAUGUUCAUGCAAUAAUGGCUGACCUGGGCUUUCUUGAGCCUUACAAAAGAAACAAAUUGAACGUCAUAAUUUUGGGAAAAUACACAACGUAAUAUGUUCAGAAAAAAUACCCUUUUUGAUUACCACUGGGAUGUGGAUAAGUACAAGAACAACUUUGAUCCUGAACACUGGGAUCUCUGCAGAAGUUUCAUGGUGAUUCACCGCACCAAGUUCCCUGAACAGAAACUCGCGCACCUCACAGAAGCUUUCUACCAAAUUGGUGUUUACGGCAGCAGCUAUGAUCCCAAAACAACUCGUAUGGUCUCUGCACUGUCUGUCGAAGUGUUGGAUGACUUCCUAAAUUCACAUCCUGGGGCCAUGAGGCAUCCUUUUAGAAAAACGAUUGUCGCUUCAAAAGUGGCAGAUGAAACACUGGACGAGUCAUCCAAGAAGGACUCGGACAAGGCCAAAUCGGGUUCUAUUUGGGACGUAACCGUGGACAAGAGUAUCAUUGCGAAUGUUCUCGUCCAGUCGCAGAUGCAGUCACUGUUGAAGGGUUUCAUCAUCAUAUACGAUGUGACAAGAGAGAGCACCAUGAAUGACAGCAAGGUCGGCAUCUUGGAGGAGUCGUUCCGACGUUCCAAGUUCGGUCCCUGUCACUGGGACAAGGAUGAGACCCAUAACAACCUCUGUCCUAUUCGGUUGAGCCUGAAGUGGAAAGGCACUGUGUUGGCGGAGGGCGAGGGAUCAGAUGACAAGACUCUGCGUACCAGGCUAGCACAAGCCGUUCUCAGCAAACUCUCCACCUUCUCUCAUGGCAUUGAGACAAAAUGGAGCUACUAUCGAGAUGGAAGAAAGCCUGGUCUGUUUGAUCACAUGAAGCCUAGGAGAAGUGAAAUAUACAAGAGUAUACCAAGGUCACAGUUCAAGGCGAUGGAAGAAAUAACGAGUUAUAUCGACACGUUUGCCAACUCCGAUUCCUUCACUGAGAUAAUCUUUGCUAUGGACUUCAGCAACAAUGAGAAGGCUCAGUUAACAGAGUAUAUAACCAAGUCAUGGGGCACUAGACUCACUUACCGCACUGUGAACAAAGAAGGGGUGAAGAGCAAGUGUGAGACUCAUCUCUGUAUAUACCACAACCGGACGGGUGAGGAGCUCAAACGGUGGCCUGGACAAGUUUGGCGGUGAAAAUGAACGGUACAAGGCUCGUACCACCAGGAGAACAGUGAGUAGUGCAUACUUA